AACGACCACAAAGAUCUAAGCGAACACCCACAAAAAGUCUUGUAUGCGUUUCUCCCAAACUUAAUUUGAACUCCUCAUAAAUCUGAGAAGAAAGAACGAUAAACAAACAACCCCCGAAAUGGCUUUUGUAGCUUCAUCACCAAGCAGAUCACUGCCAUUAACGAACAUGCUGAUCAUCACUGUCGUGUUACUGCUGCUACCAAUUCCAGCCACCGCGCAAUCACGCACCAACAUAACUCUGGGUUCAUCCCUCGUUGCCAACGCUGCCACUUCCACUUGGCUAUCGCCUUCUGCUGAAUUCGCUUUCGGAUUCCAACCCACAGCAGGGGGCGACUACUUGCUGGCCAUCUGGUUCCACAAAAUACCUGAAAAAACAAUAAUCUGGUCAGCCAAUCGCGACAAUCCUGCCCCACAGGGCUCCACACUCCGACUUGCUGCAAACGGGAGGCUCCAGCUCAACGAUCCCAGCGGCCGACAGUUCUGGGCCGCAAACCCCGCCGCAGCCUACGCCGCCUUGCUCGACUCCGGCAACUUGGUGCUCUUUAGCGCUGCUUCUGAAAACCUGUGGCAGAGCUUCGACGAACCCACUGACACUUUAGUCCCAUCCCAGAUACUGAAUCGAGACGGCCAGCUCAUCUCCAGUUUCUCCGACAGGAAUCACUCUCGAGGGAGAUUCUUCUUCAUUAUGCAGACCGAUGGGAAUCUCGUGUGGUAUACUAGAAACUUCCCCAUGGGCGACCCAAUCAAGGCUUAUCUGGCUACGCAGACGGUGGGUGAUGGAUUCCGCUUCAUCUUCAACACAUCCGGAUACGUCAACCUCGUCAGCCGAAACGGGACUUUGCUUAGCAACAUCUACUCAAAUAUUGGAGCUCCAACGACGCAGUUUUACCAGAGAGUGACGCUGGAUUAUGAUGGUGUUCUAAGGCACUAUCUGUAUCCCAAGUCCAAUUCGAGUGGUGGGCGGGCCACGGCAUGGUCUGUUUACGACUUCCUGCCUUCCAAUAUAUGCACUGCAGUGACUCAAGAUACAGGCGGAGGUGUUUGUGGCUUCAACAGCCUCUGCUCCGUGGGAACUAAUCAACGCCCGCGAUGCACUUGCCCUUGGGGCUACUCUGCAAUCGAUCCCAACUACUGGGCCACUGCAUGCAAGAGGGAUUUCAUUCCGCAGAGCUGCAAUCAUGACGAGGAUCUCUUCGGCUUCAACGACAUGCCCAAUGUGAAUUGGCCUUUAUCCGACUAUGAACAUUUUACUCGAGUCUUAGAGGAUUGGUGCAGACAGGACUGCCUCAGUGAUUGUUUCUGUGAUGUUGCUAUAUACGGAAACACCGAUUGCUGGAAGAAGAGAGUCCCUCUUUCCAACGGGAAGAUCAACUCCAGUGUGCAGGGGAAAGCUUUGAUAAAGGUGAGGAUGAGAAACAGCACUGUCGUCAGCCCUUCCUCAGGUAAGUCAGGGAAGAGAAACAGAGUCGCUUUCAUCAUUGCCGGUGCAGUUUUGCUCGGAACUUCUGUGUUUCUCAAUUUACUUGUACUGGUAUCGAAGCUGUUCUUCGAUUCCAGGAGAAAAUCAAACAAGGAUGGGGAAGGAGAAGGCAACAAGAGAGUGUAUCCCGGAGUGAACAUAAGGUGCUUCGGUUUCAAGGAGCUGGAAGAAGCCACCAAUGGAUUCAGUGAACAGUUAGGCAACGGCACUUACUCGACAGUGUACAAGGGGGCUCUAAUCGACGAAGAUGGAAAGAUGGUGGCGGUUAAGAAGCUGAGCAGAAUGGUAGAUGAUGCAGAGAAAGAGUUCAGAGCUGAAGUGAGCUCAAUCAGCAAGACCAACCACAAGAACCUGGUGCAGCUGUUGGGAUACUGCGACGAGGGCCAAAACAGGCUGCUGGUGUACGAGUUCAUGAGCAAUGGCUCCCUCGCCACCUUCCUAUUUGAAAACUCACCCAAGCCCAAAUGGUACACAAGGGUGCAGAUUGCGGUCGCGGUCGCAAGAGGCCUCUGCUAUCUGCACGAAGAGUGUAGCACACAAAUCAUACACUGCGACAUCCACGUAUUCGUCCCGCCGCAUCCUUUAAUUAAGCAUUGGAUUUCAGUUCUUCGGAAUGAGCAGACGCCUUGUCCUAUAUUCAAGAAUGCUAUGGCUGAGCUUGGGAGAUUACUAAUAUAUGAGGCAUCAAGGGAGUGGCUGAACUACUGUUCUGUAUGCAAAUGCACAUACAAUCUUGAUGAUCACGGUGAUCGUUGUAUUAGGUGUGGUGGUUCCUCUGAUGAUAAUACUUGGUUGCCAGAGAAAUUUCCUGAAGGCUCUCGAGUAUUCGUUGUGGAUCCCAUGCUUGCAACAGGAAUUACAUUCAUUAUCUUUACUUCUGGGGGAUUCUUGAGCGGGAUUCUUGGACAUUUGCAGGCUCUGCUAGCUGCUCUUGCUAUUAUGUCGGAUCUUAUGUUCGACUUCUUGGGAAGGUGCAGUAACGAAGCCCUCAAGGAAGAGAUGGAAGAGAAAAGAAGGGCUCAGAUUACUUUCAUGAGGAAGAAGGAUUUCAGGAAAGAGCAACUAGUUCUUGAGGACUUAGUGCUAGAAUACAUACCUCAUAACGUGCUCUUGGACGACGCUCACACUGCAAAGAUAUCGGAUUUCGGGUUAGCGAAACUUAUGAGGGCCGAUCAGACAAGGACGACAACGGGGAUAAGGGGGACUCGAGGGUAUGUUGCGCCGGAAUGGUUCGGAAACAUUCCGAUAACAGUGAAAGUGGAUGUGUAUAGCUACGGGAUCAUGCUGCUGGAGUUGGUGUGCUGCAGGAAGAACUUCGACCCUGAUGUUGAGGACCAGAGAAGGCAGAUUCUUAGUGACUGGGCUUAUGACUGCUGCUGCGACGGAGCAGUGGAGGAGAUGUUGGUGGAGGAGGAGAUGAGAGAUGAUGACAUCAAGAGAUUUGAGAAAAUGGUGAGGAUAGCGAUGUGGUGCGUCCAAGAAGAUCCGGAAUUGAGGCCGCAGAUGAAGAGAGUGGUUCAUAUGCUUGAAGGUUCAGCGGAAGUGCCUUCACCACCAGAUCCUGCUUCAUUCGUCUGUUAA
Messenger RNA from Salvia miltiorrhiza (redroot sage), 3061 nucleotides. Its product is annotated as G-type lectin S-receptor-like serine/threonine-protein kinase LECRK1. Gene Ontology annotation, molecular function: ATP binding; protein kinase activity. The record is from RefSeq and is a predicted model, not a curated record. The transcript is spliced from 8 exons. The coding region runs from base 119 to 3061 and encodes 980 amino acids. Gene Ontology annotation, biological process: protein phosphorylation. Lineage: Eukaryota; Viridiplantae; Streptophyta; Magnoliopsida; Lamiales; Lamiaceae.